Cladocopium goreaui is the source of this 1095-nucleotide messenger RNA. The record is from the annotation of a GenBank genome assembly. NCBI's taxonomy places the organism in Eukaryota, Dinophyceae, Suessiales, Symbiodiniaceae.
AUGUUGGAGUUGGCGCUCAACAAGCAGACAGGAAAACGAAGCUCCAAGCGUGGCAGGGAGCCAGCCCACGAUCGUUCUGGCAACAGUGGCUAUGGUAUUGCGUUUGAGUCCCGGGGAACAACACAAGAACGACCCAAACAGUUGCCUGAGACGCCAGUGGUCACGGUGGCUCCUACCCCCACAGCACCAGCCACACCAGUGCGAGUGGCCUCUUCAACAGCGAUGUGGCCCAAGGACUCCAACUCAAGCCUGUCUGUCUACAGCGCUGGCUUCCAAGGCAUGAGGCCCUACAUGGAGGAUCGUGCUUGCGGCUACUUGGAGUUGCCUGGUUUCCGCACUGCUAGCUUCUUUGGUGUCUUUGAUGGGCAUGGUGGCUACCAGGUGGCUCAACUAGUGGCAGAGAAGAUUCCAAGGAUCUUGGCAGAAAGACUGAAAGAAGGCUGCGAUGCGGCGGAAGCUCUCAAGGAGUCCUUUCAUUCAAUGGAUUCAGAACUCAUGGGCUGCGGAACUUUCCACCGCAUGGGCAGCACCGCUGUGUGCGCGCUGCUCCUGCGAGAGGGCGAGAAGCUCCGCUUGCUUUGCGCCAACUGUGGCGAUUCCCGCGCAGUGCUGUGCCGAAACCGUGCAGCAUUACCGUUGUCAAAGGACCACAAGCCAAAUGACCCCCAGGAGCGGGGCCGAAUUGAGAGAGCCGGAGGUCGAGUUGAGCUACACGGUCCCUGCUGGCGGAUCGACGGCGGAUUGAAUUUGUCACGAGCCCUGGGCGAUUUCCUCUACAAGGCAAAGAGAGACUUGACAGAGGACCAACAGAAGGUGAUUUCUGUGCCCGAAGUGGAAGAGGUGCUUCUAAAUGAUACUGACCGCUUUUUGGUCAUGGCCAGCGACGGCGUCUUUGAGGUUUUUAACUCCGAUGAGCUUGUGGAAGAGCUGCUGAAGGAGAAGCGGCGUUUAUCUUCUUGGUCGAGCGCUAUCGAUUCAGUCUUGAAGAAGUCAUGGAGCAGUGGUGACAACGUCACGAUUUGCCUUGUCGAAUUUCUGAACAUGGCUCGUGGCAUUUCCACUUUCCCGUCACCGGGCGAACCCGGUCGGCCGUGA